AUGUACAGUGGUAUCUGCAUCUACAUGUUCCUUGCUAUGCUGUCAACGAGCUCUUUUGGACAGCAGGCUACAGGCUCGCACAAUGAGAAUCCUGUGGCCACUGAGCUUGAGCAGAGCUUGACAGAACAUCACCGACAUGUUCGUGUCCCUUCAUCUGCUGGCCAGCUGAAACCUAUCCAGCGGCUGGAUGGAAAUGUUGACCAAAAAGCCAACAUUGGAGCUUUGCUGGCCAAAUAUCUCCAGCAAGCCAGAAAAGGUCCUACUGGAAGGAUCUCAAUGAUGGGAAACAAGGUACAGAACAUUGACCCUACACACAGGAUAAACGACAGAGAUUACAUGGGCUGGAUGGAUUUUGGACGCCGCAGUGCUGAAGAAUACGAGUACUCCUCUUAA
This is a messenger RNA of Emys orbicularis (European pond turtle), 393 nucleotides long. It is a transcript of the gene CCK, whose product is annotated as cholecystokinin. Gene Ontology annotation, biological process: digestion. Lineage: Eukaryota; Metazoa; Chordata; Testudines; Emydidae. Gene Ontology annotation, cellular component: extracellular region; axon. The transcript is spliced from 2 exons. Gene Ontology annotation, molecular function: neuropeptide hormone activity. The coding region runs from base 1 to 393 and encodes 130 amino acids. The record is from RefSeq and is a predicted model, not a curated record.